This is a messenger RNA of Funneliformis geosporum, 190 nucleotides long. The record is from the annotation of a GenBank genome assembly. NCBI's taxonomy places the organism in Eukaryota, Fungi, Glomeromycota, Glomeromycetes, Glomerales, Glomeraceae.
CAUUUUAACAAUUACAUAUUUAAUGUCAUCCCAAGAUAAACCCGUAAUAGUUGAUAGUGAAAAAGUUUUAACUCGUCCUAUCAUUGCCCUACCCUUAUCUGCAUCUAACCUCGUCUUUUCACACAUAUGGGAAAAAAUGCCAAAGACUUUGAUCGUUACCAAUGGUAACGGCUUUUACCAAAAAUUAUGA